CUUUUCACUGCAGUGUGGUGGCCACCCUGUCGCUCGUCGCCCGCAACGCGCGGCGCUUGUUCGAACCGAGUUAAAGUUGAAACAGUGCUUGCUCAACCGCCGAUUUCUCACAGUGUUCAAGCGACGAAGGCCCGACACGUUUUCUGGGUUAUCCACGUUGCUGCCGACAGAAAUUCCUAAUCCGUGCAGACUAGUCGACUCAAAAUGAAGGAGAAGGUGCCCAGCAAGAGCAAGGAGGGCAGGACUCCGUUGAGGAGCGACGAGAAGAAGAAGGUGCUGCGGAGGAAAUACGACAAGCUCAAGGGCGAGUCACUCGAGGAGCAGUUCCAGAACAUUGUCGAAACCAGCCGUUCAGAUACCGUCAGCAAAAUCAUCAUGAACAAGAUCAAGGAGUCGCAGUCUCCCCAAGUCUUACGAGUCAAGUUGGAGCCAGCGAGCUGUUGCACUCCAGUAAGACCAAGCUUUGCCAAAGACUUCGACGUCGCUCCAUCACCCAUGACACCCCCCGUCCCCAAGAGGAUGCGAUUUUCGAAGGACAUGGAGGAUGCACCAUCGCCUGAGGGUAUGGGUACAACUUUACCCUCACCACCACCACCUCUGAAAACAGAAACUCUUUUCAUCAAGGAUGAUUCAGGAGAAGUAGAAGGGGAGACAACUUUUUUUGAUGCGCAAGACACUAGCAUAAUUGAUAGUGGAAAUGGACUCAAUCUGGAUGGUUUAAUAUAUGAAAUCUUUGUCAAUCAUCCUGACUGUCCGGAAGAUAAAGAAAAAGAUCCCCUAACAUGCGCUACUCCUGAGAAGGAUUCGGAGGCUACUGAAGCAGAUAUCAUCAAUGAACCUGACCUCCUUGACACCUCCAACAAAUCACCAACCUCUGAAGCUGAAGGUGUCACCGUGAGUACAGAUUCAGCCAUUUCGUCUCUUCAAACCCAAGCUACUGAAGUUGCCUCUUCCGGUACCCAGUCAGCAGUAAGUAGUCCUACCACCAUCAAUACAGAUGCAGCCAUUUCAACCCUGCAGGACAAAGCUACUGAAGUGAGCUCUGAUAUCUACCGUGCUGAUACCCAGCCAGCAGUAAGUCCCUCCACCGUCAGUGUAGAUCCAGCCGUUUCAUCCCCUCAGAACAAAGCCACCGAAGUGAACUCUGAAAUCUACCGUGCUCAUACCCUGCCAGCAGUAAGUCCUACCAUCAGCACAGAUCUGGCCAUUUCAUCCCUUCCAAACAAAGUUACUGAAGUGAACCAUGAAAACGUCCCUAUGGACACCGAAGCAGCAGUGAGUUGUCAUGAGGAAUCUGGUAACAAGGACACAACUCCAAAAAUAUAUCAAGAUGUCCCCUCCUUGGCUAAAACCUCAACUGCUUCUCAAGCUCCUUAUAAUGAUAAAAUUUCUGAUAAAGGACAUCUUCUUCCAGCGGUUCUUCCAAUUCUUAACAUUUCUGCUGAUGUUAUGUCUUCGUCAUCUCAUGGCAGCCUUUUGGAAGUGUUCCUUAAUGAAGAGGGUUUUCAUGAAGAUUUUUCAUUGUCUGAUUCCCAAAUCUUAGACAUUGAUGCUCAAUGUGAUCUUGUUAAUGCUACUAGUUUACAACCAUCAGCAGAUCCAAUUUCAAAGGGCCCUCAGAGUGAAGGUAGUCAAGUUCACAAAUCAAAAAGUUUGCCUGUUGUGCCUGCACCAACAGAAAACCCCAGCGUGGUGCUUUCAAAGCCUGCCCUGGACCUUGAUUUUUCUGUGCCUCAAGCUCCUCACUUGGAUUGGAUGCAGAAAGCUGCUGAAAGCCGUCAGCGUCUACGCUCCAUAACUCAAGAAAUAUCAAGACUGAAUGCCAUGGUGCUUCGAGCUAGAAGAACACUUUGGCCAAGACCACAACAGGAUGUAGAGCGACAGCCUGCUUCAACCUCAGCAACAGGCAGUUCUCGCAUCCAGCCAGUUACAUCGCAGAUCCGUUUCCAACCUCCUCAUGUUUCUGAUUUGUGUGAUGAUCCAGAGUGGAACAUUAGUUAAGACAACAAAUAAUGUAGAGCUUAGGAAGGGACAGAAAACUAAUGAUUUUAUAUAAAGAAUCCAUUCUUCCUUAAGUGUUUUCUAUUUGAUUAAUAUAUACAAUACAAUGAUAAAAAUUUGAAUCUUAAAGUUCGAAGUCAUCCCUCUGUAAAAAAAUCAAAACAGGGCAUCUUGUUGCUAACUUUAUAAUUGAUAAUAUAAUUGUUUCUUCCAAUGA
Molecule: messenger RNA, 2218 nt
Organism: Thrips palmi
Lineage: Eukaryota; Metazoa; Arthropoda; Insecta; Thysanoptera; Thripidae
Exons: 2
Coding region: 205-2001 (598 amino acids)
Source: RefSeq, a predicted model, not a curated record